CAGGAUAAAGUUUCACAUCCUCCAGUCAUUUCUGCACGUCAUCCACCUAACCAUUGGCUACAUUCUGAUGCUGAUCGUCAUGACUUACAAUGCAUACUUCAGCAUUGCAAUUGUAGGUGGGGCAGGCCUUGGCUACUUCUUCUUUGCCCUAUUUGACCUGCCCAGCAAAAUUCUGGGGACUUCACGCACAGCGGUGAAAAAGCAAAGCACCAGCCAUGCGCAGGGAGCUGAAGUAGGGCUGCUGCAAGGGCAAGAGAAGACCUGCAAUCCAGCUGAGUCACAGACAGCGCUUUGCAGUCCGCAAGAACUCGCCGCCCGGGACCGAGGCGGUUGCACGAGCUCUGCCGCAUGCGGCAGCUGUGGCGAUUCUUCUUGUGGCGGUUGCACGCUGCAUAGACACCUGGACACCGUUGCCAUCCAAGCGCCUGAUACGUUCAAUCCUGUUUAAAUUCAGAGUCGGUGUUGUGAAUGCGUGGUAUUUGUGUGUAAUGUUUUUGAUGAUUCAAGCUGAUACUCAUAUAAGGGUUCCCAUCCUCACACAAAACAUUACCAGUUUUAGGUCUUUUUACUUGAAUGUGUGUUUCUGCAUCGCACAGAAAAAGUUGAACCUGUAUGUCAAUAGCUUUAGAAAGGUAGAAUAAUUAAACACAAUAUGAAUAGAGAAAUAAUUUUAUACAUAUUAGAUUUUACAUCAAAUACUGUACUAACUGUGGUUUAAUAAAGAGGAAAUGCAAG
Molecule: messenger RNA, 735 nt
Organism: Penaeus monodon (black tiger shrimp)
Lineage: Eukaryota; Metazoa; Arthropoda; Malacostraca; Decapoda; Penaeidae
Product: high affinity copper uptake protein 1-like
Biological process (GO): copper ion transmembrane transport
Cellular component (GO): membrane
Molecular function (GO): copper ion transmembrane transporter activity
Source: RefSeq, a predicted model, not a curated record